Molecule: messenger RNA, 3092 nt
Organism: Lepus europaeus (European hare)
Lineage: Eukaryota; Metazoa; Chordata; Mammalia; Lagomorpha; Leporidae
Gene: TDG
Product: thymine DNA glycosylase
Exons: 10
Coding region: 145-1365 (406 amino acids)
Biological process (GO): base-excision repair, AP site formation
Cellular component (GO): nucleus
Molecular function (GO): mismatch base pair DNA N-glycosylase activity
Source: RefSeq, a predicted model, not a curated record
GCUUAAGGCCAGCCGCCGUCCUGGUCCUGCCAGCAAUCGAGGCCAAGUCUCUGGGAUCGUACCGCGGUGCGAAGCCCGUCGUACCCCAGAGACCAGCGGGCCGCUUGCCUGGCAGGAGGAGCCGCGCGCAGGCGGCCGCAGGGCAUGGAAGCGGAGAACGCGGGCAGCUGUUCCCUUCAGCAGGCUCAAGCUUUUUAUACGUUUCCCUUUCAACAAAUGAUGGCCGAGGCUCCCGAUAUGCCAGUUAUGAACGAACAGCAAAUGCCAGCAGAAGUCGCAGCCCCAGCUCCUGCUGAGGAACCUGUACAAGAGGCUCCAAAAGGAAGAAAAAGAAAAACUCGAGCAACAGAACCCAAAAAACCAGCAGAACCCAAAAAACCUGCUGAGGCAAAAAAAUCUGGCAAAUCUGCCAAGUCAAAGGAAAAGCAAGAAAAAAUUACAGAUGCGUUUAAGGUGAAAAGGAAAGUGGACCGUUUUAAUGGCGUGUCAGAGGCCGAACUUCUGACCAAGACUCUCCCUGAUAUUUUGACCUUCAACUUGGACAUUGUAAUUAUUGGCAUAAAUCCAGGACUAAUGGCUGCUUACAAAGGACAUCAUUAUCCUGGACCUGGAAACCAUUUUUGGAAGUGUCUGUUCAUGUCAGGGCUGAGUGAGGUCCAGCUGAACCACAUGGACGAUCACACUUUACCUGGGAAGUAUGGCAUUGGAUUUACCAAUAUGGUGGAGAGGACGACGCCGGGAAGCAAGGAUCUUUCCAGUAAAGAAUUUCGUGAAGGAGGACGUAUUCUAGUCCAGAAAUUACAGAAAUAUCAGCCACGAAUAGCAGUGUUUAAUGGAAAAUGUAUUUAUGAAAUUUUUAGUAAAGAAGUUUUUGGAAUUAAGGUUAAGAACUUGGAAUUUGGGCUUCAACCCCACAAGAUUCCAGACACAGAAACUCUCUGCUAUGUGAUGCCAUCAUCCAGUGCAAGGUGUGCUCAGUUUCCUCGAGCUCAGGACAAAGUUCAUUACUACAUUAAGUUGAAGGACUUAAGAGAUCAGUUGAAAGGCAUUGAACGAAACACAGACGUUCAAGAAGUGCGGUACACAUUUGACUUACAGCUUGCCCAAGAGGAUGCAAAGAAGAUGGCUGUUAAGGAAGAAAAAUAUGAUCCUGGUUAUGAAGCAGCCUACGGUGGUGCUUACAGUGACAACCCGUGCAAUAGUGAACCUUGCAGCUUCUCGUCUAAUGGGCUAGCUGCGGACAGUGCGGAGUUAAGAGAAUCAGCUCUCAGUGACAUUCCAGAUGGGCAGUGGAUGGCCCAGCCGUUUACAGACCAGAUUCCUCCCCUGAACAAUCACUGUGGAGCGCAGGAGCAGGGUGUCUAAGAAUGCUGUUCAGCUCCACGGGAAUGCUGCAGUUUUAAUGCAGUUGUCCAGAUACGGGACCUCAGCGUGCUAACUGAGUAUUUUAGUAGUAGUUUACUCUAGCCAUGUCAUUAGUGUAGAACAGUUGUGUGAGAGAAUCAACUGUAUGAACCUAAGUAAUUUGGAAGGAAAAGUAGGGUUUUUUUGUAUGUGAUUUUGUAUGUGAAUUAACCAUCAUUCCAGCUUUUUAUAUAUUUCAUGUGUGAAGAAAUUGAUUUUCUUUUGGGAGUCACUUUUGAUCUAUAAUUUUAGAAUACAGCAGUCUGAAUAUUUAUAGUUGAUCCUUAACUGUGCAUAAACCUAGGCAGACUAUUACUCCUUUUAUGCCUAAGGAGGGUGUGCUCAUGAUAAGAAUUAGCACAGGUAAGGAACAAAUAUGUUGAUUUUCACAUAUGAAGUUAGCCCUCAGUGGAGCCCCAUUUGUUAGCAUUUGGUGGUUACUGAGGGUCACCCCAGAGCUGCCUAAGUUGCUCUCAGCUCAGACCUCUUCAUGUUAGGAGUGGUGUUGAGAGUUACUUAGCAGUAGAAAUAUGGAGUGUGGCCUUGCUAUGGCAGGGCUGGCCCAACCUCCUUCCCUGGCUUUGGCCUCCUGGCCCCUGUGUGCUAAUCCUCCAGGAGGCAGAAGCUCUCCACUGGAGCGGUAGGUUCCAGAGAGUGCAGCAGAACUCUGACAUUUUGUCACUUAGCUGUGUUUUACUUGAGAGAUAAAUUUGAUAGGGAAGGAACUGAAUUUCUCUGUCAGUAUUUAUCACCAUUGUAAUUUUAGCCUUGAUUUUAAGGUUGGUGACAUGGAAAGGGGUAAGAAAUGAAUUUUCAGGCUGAGCAAAAGAUGGCUGGAGGGGUUUGAUAAUCUUACUUAAACCGGUGCUUUCUGUACAUGAGAUGUACCAAAAUAAAUAAUGCAGAACCUUUCUUGCCAGGUAAAUCUAGUAAGCCAAUAAUUUUAAAAAUCCUUUCUCUGCAUCAUUGCUGUUACUUAGUUGCUAUGGACUAAGUGAAUCUCGUGGGAAGAUUGGUUUGAAAUCUGUACCUUUGUGAUUUUCUGAUGCCUUUCCCAUGGUGCUACAAAUAGUCCAGACCCCUAGUCUGGUAGACGUUGAAGCUGGGUAUUCAGAAAUGGCCAUUUGCAUUGACUCCUACUCACUCCUGAAUACUCCAGUUCCGUACAUACCCAGGGAGCAUGCUCAUUUUCAAUAUGAAAUAUUUACAAGGUUCCUCUUUCCCCCGAGAGGUGGUAUGUCUUGUUCUUCUCUUUGUAAUAAGAGAAACAAAUUCUUGUGACUCUUAGUAUGCUUUUUAGCUGUGGUAAUGAUGGUUUUAUUUUUCCUGAAGUCUAGGUCAAGCUGUGUGGAAGUCAUUCGUGUUAUUUAAUGAUGUACUGUACUGCUGUUUACAUGGCCGUCGUCUGCGGGUGCUCUGAAGUGCCUUGCAUCAGGGAUUAGGAGCAAUGGAAUUAUUUUUUCAUGGGACUAUGUAAAGCAUGUAACUAGGUAUGGCUGUAGGAAAUAACUAUUGUAGCUUUACAAUAGAUUUUUUUAUUUGACUGGAGAAAAUACCUUUUAAAUUAUGACAGAUGCCCACUAGAUAAUGGGUGUGAAGAUUUUCCAAGCCUACAAUAAUGGUGUUUUACAUUGAAUUUGACAGAUACAUAAUAAAUGUUGGUAUAUGCUGUACAUGACAGUAUGAGA